Mollisia scopiformis is the source of this 1724-nucleotide messenger RNA. RefSeq lists its product as uncharacterized. Gene Ontology annotation, cellular component: TRAPP complex; Golgi apparatus. NCBI's taxonomy places the organism in Eukaryota, Fungi, Ascomycota, Leotiomycetes, Helotiales, Mollisiaceae. The record is from RefSeq and is a predicted model, not a curated record. Bases 11 to 1432 code for a protein of 473 amino acids. The transcript is spliced from 3 exons. Gene Ontology annotation, molecular function: protein binding.
CAUCAACAUCAUGGAAAGUCUAUCUGGGGGAUCAACGCCAAAGAGGCACUCGAGACACGGUUCCUCCGGUCGAGCACUCCCUAGACGCUCCACUCGUGGGCCUUUGGAUAUCAACGAAUCUCCAAUAUCACCAAGCACAUCAACAACGCCAUCGAAUCUUGUCCAUCAAUCAUCAUCCCUCCUCUCGCCCUCAGCCUCCCAAUACGCAACCCCACGCCUGCCCUCCCCCCAACCAGGCUCCAACCUCUCAACCCUCACCUCGCCUUCCUUCCGCACCGCCCGCUCAACCCUCUCUCCCUCUCGCUCAACCACCCAACUUCAAAAAGACUUCACCUUCCUCCUACGCCCGGAAAUCUACCACUCUCUAACCCUCCUCGACGUCCCACCCCCCUUCCGCCUCGCCAGCGCCCAACCCUCACCCUCUUCUUCCCUCUCCUCUCUGGUAUCCCAAGGCCACUACCGCUCCGCAGCCAUCAAAGCCGCCCAACUCCUCACCUCCACCAACCCUCCCCCAUCUUCGCACACCGAGAUCUUCGACUUGAUCUACACCCGCCUAAGCUGUCUUACCCUCUGCAACCAAACCACCCUCGCCGCGCAAGAAGUCAAAGCGCUCGAAGACCUUAACUCAAACUACUACCGCGACGACCUCUCCGGCGCCCACCUUGUGCCAUGGGAACUCCGCGUUCUCGCUGUCCGGCUACAGGGCAUGGGCUUCAACGACGCUCGACGGGGCAUAAUGGGGUACUACGACCUCGCGCGCGAAGCUCGCCUCUCUCUCACAUCGCUUAAGAAACAAGAUCCUCGGCCUCUGGACGAGAUAGCGGUGUGGGAAUCUCGGCUAGAGGAGCUGGGGAUCCGGGUGGCGAGCGCGUUGAUCGAGAUGGAGGACCUGGAGGGCGCGACGCGGUUCCUUGCUACGCUGAAGACUAGUGGUGAUGAGAAUGGGGUGCGGAAAGCGUUGCUGUGGCUUUGUCUCGGGGACGUUGAGGCCGCUCGCUCGUCCAUCCCCUCUUCCUCCUCUUCCUCCUCCUCCGACCAUGACGAAGAAAACAAAACCAUCCUCGCCCUAUCACACAUGGCAGACUCCUCCUUCUCCCUCGCCAUCCCUCUCUGGGAAUCCCUCCUCACCACCUCCCCACCCUCCCCCAACUCAGCCCUCUACUCCCAAAACCUAGCCAUCGCCCUCCUGUACCUCGGCCGCAUGGCAGAAGCACGCACGAUACUAGAGCGUUUGGUAGAGCAGGGAAACAGUUUCCACGCGCUGACGUUCAAUCUAUCGACGAUCUAUGAGCUGUGUACGGAGCGCAGCCAGGCGCUGAAGAUUGGGCUUGCGGAGAGGGUUGCGGGGAUGGGGAUAGAGGAGCAAGGCAGAGAGGGAGAGGAGGGCGGGAAGAGGGGAUGGGAGAAGGUUAAUGGGGAUUUUAAGUUGUAGGGUGUUUGUGGGUUUGUGGGUUGUUUACAUUAAGUUUGAAGGAUUGGGAGUGUUUUCAGUGUCCGGAUGUUGUAUUUCAUGUGUGCGAGAGACAUCGAUCCGGGGUUUUACUAGAGUCUUCACUGGAGGCUUCACUAUGACUAAGCUCAGUCAAGUCAAUGAAGAUAUCUCAGCUUUCUUUCGGUUCACAUGCUCUUAGUCAAAACCUAUGAGCAGUUAGUGAACGUUAGAAAUUAUGUAGGAUUUGAUACCAGAGGGGGGUCAUAGGGAAUUAAUGAGAAGCAAGCCUCAC